AUGAGCGGGCGGUGCAGCGUAAGAGCGGGCGGUGCAGCGUAUGAGCGGGCGGUGCAGCGUAUGAGCGCGCGGUGCAGCGUAGGAGCGGGCGGUGCAGCGUAUGAGCGUGCGGUGCAGCGUAUGAGCGGACUCCUAUGGUCCCUCCCUCUUCCCUUCCUCAAGCCAAUCUCGCCUUUCAUACCCAGCUGCUCCUCUUGUGCAGCUGUGUGCUUCUGCUCUCCGUCCUCCUGUGCUCUCUCCUGCACUCUCCAGCGUUAUCUCCCCCUCCCUUGCCUUGCCUCCACUCGUCCUGCUCACCCCAUGCCCCCUCGCCCCUCCCACAUGAGCCAGAAGGCAGCUCGACUGGCCGAUAGGGGACCAAGCAGGAACGCACCACACCCCUCCAAGCCCCUUCUGCCACCCGGUGCUCACGUGCUCGCCCCUUGUGCACACGACGGCCACUGCCCCAUGUACGGCACGAGCAGCUGGUGCCACUUCUCCCAGACGCUGCAGCGCUCUGCCGUGCAGCGCAUUGCCAAGAGGGUAGCGGGGCAGGAGAUAACGGGCAGCACGGAGGAGGAGAAGUUCUCCUAUGUGGUGCUGCGCAGGGGACCUCGACCCGAGGUGGUGGCGCCGCUGCAGCAGAUAGCGGAGUUCCGGCGGGAGGAGAAGGAGAGGCAGGCGAGGGAGGAGGCAGAGAAGGAGGCCAAGCGCCUGGCCAAGAAGCAAGCCAAGUGGGGGCCGACGGUGCGGCUCAUCCCCCUGGACGAGGGGCCUGUGGGGGCAGAGGGCGUCGCACUGCUGCAAGGGGAAGAGCAAGGGGCGAAGGGUGCAGGUGAGGGAGGGGAGCGGGCGGAGGAGGAGGAGGAGGAGGAGGAAGAGGAAGAGGAGGAUGAGGAUGAGGAUGAAGAUGAGGAUGAGGAGGCGGAUGUUCGACCAAAACACACUCCCGUCAGCUCUGCAGGCGAAGAGGGUGGGGAAAUGGAAGGUGAUGUUGGUGACAGUGGCAGUGAUUAUGGUGAUGAUGAUUCUGACCUGGAUGAUGAUACGGUGGAUCCCGCAUCAGCCACUGACAACCCGCCACGUGGCGACCGCUUUGCGAAUCUGAGUCCUGAGUGGAGCCGCGUGAUUCGCGAGCCGAGGCGGCGGGGGCAGCACGUGAUAGUGGACGUGUGUGCUUCGGUGGAUGGGCGCGGGCGGCGGGGUGAGCUGCAGCGGCUGCUCUUCUCCAAGGCGGCGGGGCGCGUGGAGUACCGGUUUGCACGCAAGGUGCGGUGGGGUGACCUGUGGCCCAGCACGGGUGAGGCUCAGGAGGGCAAAGAGGAGGGCGAGAGCGAGGGCUCGGAUACAAGUACAAAAGAGUAG
Messenger RNA from Closterium sp. Naga37s-1, 1344 nucleotides. The record is from the annotation of a GenBank genome assembly. NCBI's taxonomy places the organism in Eukaryota, Viridiplantae, Streptophyta, Zygnematophyceae, Desmidiales, Closteriaceae.